GAAUCAGCUCACGCAGAGGCGAAGAGCCUGGCGUUGACCACAUGCGUUCUUAGUGUGCUUUUUUGUUAAAAAAAUCCUUGGAAAUGCUCAAUGUUUACGUAAUACAUGACUACGAGAUAACUAUCGAAUAAUAGUAAAAGGUGUCCAGUGAAAAGUUUGGUUAAUAAAUUGAGUUGACGUACUGUUUGUAAUUUUAUUGAACAACUUGAAAAAUUUCUUGAAGAUACUCAGACUAUCUAUCUGCUGUCUCUUCACAUACUUUGUGAUAAUUAUUAGAACUUAAAUUGGCCACCGCAAGGAGCAGCACUGAAGCACCGCACGACCGGGGACUUUUGCACGUUUGCCUGUAAAGUGAGUAAUUAUUGUGAAAAAUCGUGUUAAAAAAACCUACAAACAGUCAAAACUUUUUACAGUUGUGAAGAGUGAAAAUUACUGAACAUUAUAAGCUAAGAAUAAUCAUACGUCGAAUUAUACAAAGUGAAUAUUCGUUAAAGAAUAAUUAUCAAGUGUGACCAUGCGUCCGGCCAGUAAAAGCAUGGAUUCUGGAUUUUGAAGUGAUGGAAAAGUAAAAUAAAGACGCCGAAUUGAUGGUCAACAUCGUGAAUUCGAGGAGGCCAGGCGUCUUUGGUCGUGAAACAAACGUGGCCUUAUUCCUCGAUUAACAGAAAAACAAGCCGACAAAUCCGAGUUCGAAUACCUCGUGUUUUUGUCUCGGCAAGUGAUCCAAUAUGGCUGCUAAGGUGGCUACCAGUACUCAGGGCAGUAGUGAAACACACGAGAGCCCUGGAGUUUCUUACGCCAGCGUGCUCAACCCAAAGAGUGCCGGCGAAUCUCUUCAACGUGCUGCGAGUAAAGAGAAUAAUAAGGAAAAUAUUGGUCAAGUAGCACCAGUACCAAUGAAAGAAAGAUCAACAUCGCAAAAUCAGCAAAAUACACCGCCAAGGGGUGGUAAAUCUUAUCAGAAAAGUGGUAGAAGAUUCAACUCUUUUCCUCCGCCUAAAACCGAACGACGACCUUAUCAUGCUAAUUCCAGUAAUCAUCAAGAACGAGAUAUUAAAGCUAGUCUAGAAGUUGCUCAGGAAAAAAAUUCAGUUGAUAAUCGAGUAAAUCAAGAAGAAAGAUUGAAUAACGGAGAUAUUGGAAGUGAUGGUGAAUUCCAGACAGUUGCUCCGAAAUCUGCUAGAAGAAAAGAAAAACUUCAAGAAAAAUACAGAGAUCAUCAUUUACACAGAGAAAGGCACAAGCAUCAUGAUAGACAUCAUCAUCAUCAUCCACGAGGACAAAGCGCCGGAAGUAAAGAAAGACCACAUAAAGAUAGGCCUGACAGACACUCUGGAGAGCAUCCACCAAGCAGAGAAGUUAGAGAAGAAAAGGAUGAUAUCACUAUGGAAGGUGAUUCAGAACCAGCACCGCCAGUUAAAUAUGUUGAAGCUCCAUUACCAGCAGUUAAUCCGUGGACCAAAAGUAAAGUUUCUGCACCACCUGUGCCUAGUCCAGCUCCACCUGUAUCUGCUCCAGCUCCAACUCCAGCUCCAGCUCCUGUUCCUAUUGCUGUUCCUGCUCCACCACCAGCAGCUCCAGCGACACAAAACACUGAGAAAGAGAAACGAGUCUUACAGCCACAGCAACAAGGAAAGAUUAUUGAAAAUGGUCCGACAAAUGGUGUUCAGCCAACUAUUGUAAAGGCACCACGAGAUAGAAGAAAAUUCAAUCAAAAGGCGAGCGACUUUACGGAUAUUGGAGACUGGCCGUCUUUAGGAGCUCAAGGCGAGAAAACACCUGUUCCAACUGCAAAACAAAACGGCGUGGUGGAGCAGACGAGUUCAAAGGAUGGCAGUUCCAGCAGUGUCGAGAGCAAGGGAAAAGAAAACAAGGAGCAGAAUCAUUGUCAGGAAGACAGUGAUGAACACAAUGAUGGCAGUGACCGAAAGAAGAAAGUAAAUAAGCAAAAAUGGGUGCCACUAGAAAUCGACCUUGCCAAAAGCAGAGGAAAACGUGAACGUUCACCAAAGCAUCAUAAUCAUCGAGAGAGAAAUGGUGAAGCACAUGAGGAGACUGGGAAGGAGAAAGAGUAUGAGAGGUCUGGAUAUGGCUACAGGAAUAACCGUGGGUCCAGAAAUUACAGAGGUCGGGGUGGCAGGGGGCGUAAUUCCGGGCGAGGUGGUUAUCGACAUAGGCAUGAUGUUGAAUACACUGAAUACCCUGCGGAUUACACACAGAUGAAUAAGUUUGGUCAUGCUGAUCCUUCAUAUAUGAUGCCUUAUAUGGGAACUUUUUACUUCAAUAAUGCAAGUUAUAUUAACUUAGAUACUACUACGCUCAAGGAAUAUAUUAGGAAACAAAUUGAGUACUAUUUCAGUGAAGAAAAUCUUUUAAGAGAUUUUUUUAUGCGACGUAAAAUGGAUGCGCAAGGUUUCCUUCCUAUUUCAUUAAUUGCUUCAUUUCAUCGAGUUCAAGCUUUAACGACAGACGUUACGCUGGUGAUUGAGUCGAUUAUAGAAUCAGACAAGCUUGAAAUGGUUGACUUGUUUAAGGUAAGGACUGUAAAUGAUCCAUUAAAAUGGCCAAUUCCAGUCGAUUCAGUGAGUCCUGUGUAUUCCGAUGCAUCCGAAACUCCACACAUGAUUCAAGCUCCACUUGAAUUGUGUACUCCAGUCAUUGCUGCGACAGAAUUUUGUCCAGCAGCAAGACCUUUAGCUACAAUUCCAACUCCUCCUCUUCCUCGUGUCAUACAAUCUGUUAUAAAUCCUCCAGCUAGAGUCAGUGAGUCUGAAAGUAUCUCAUUAUCAGUUGGUGAGACUUUGAAUCCUGACGUACCCGAGUUUAUUCCAGUUGUAAUGGCUGGAACCAAUGGAACUUUGGUUAAUCAUAAUUCAAGUAGUAUAGAUGAAGUAGUAACUACUGAAUUGAAGACUGAAUCUGAACCAGAAAAUAAAAGUGCUCCAUUAUCUACUGGUGCAGACACUAAUUUGUCUGAUACACCUACAGUACAAGUGAAUGGGACAGUUGAUUCGUCAGAUAAUGACGUCUGGAAAGAAGUUAAACGAAGAGUAAAACAACCACUAAGAGACAAAGCUGAAGAUAAAAUGAAAAGUGAUCAUCACAAGAAAGAAGAACGAGAGGAGUUGGAUUUUCAGUUUGAUGAGGAAUUAGACACUCCGCCGCCGACAGGUCGUCAUAAUGCAUUUUCUGAACUGUCUGAAGAUGAUGAUGAUUAUGAGCUUUCUGAUCGAGAUAUUAAUAAAUUGCUCAUUGUGACACAAAGUGCCAAUAUUCCGUCCAGAAUUCCAAAACAUGAAGGUCACGAUCGCACUGGUGAAUGGACGACAAGAGUUAAAAUGACUCAAGCAUUAGAACAAGCUAUCAAUGAUGGGUUGUAUUAUUAUGAAGAAGAUUUAUGGACUGAAGACGGCCAAAGAUAUGGAUCUUCAUCAUCUAUCGGGAGUUAUAAAACCGUAAAUGUGAUAAGUCAAGCAGCCUUCGAAAAAAUGGCUCCUAAAGCUCCUCGAAAAGCAAAUCCUGAGGUUCCGCCUCCACCACCUGCCACAGAAGAGUUGGAAAUUUCACAUUCGUUGCCAACGCAGAUUUCUAAUGCUGAUGACAGAAAAAGUCGUAGGAAUGAUAAACGAUCUCAUGAGAGAUCUCGUACUGGACGUCGAAGAGGUGCAGUGCCACGAUUUUUCGCAGUUGUUAAAGACAAACCUUCUGUGGAUCCUAAGACACCACGUAAACGCAAGACUCGUCACAGUAAUAAUCCACCAGUUGAACACCAUGUUGGUUGGAUAAUGGAUGUCAGAGAACAUAGACCUCGAACAUAUUCCACAGGAAGUAGUACAGGCACAAGCCCUAAUGAAGGAUUACCUGCAAGUUAUGGAAGUCAGCCCCAGUCACUGCCAACCUUCCAACAUCCCAGUCAUGCAAUGCUUAAAGAGAAUGGCUUUACACAACAAGUCUAUCAUAAAUACCAUUCAAGAUGCUUGAAAGAACGAGCAAGAUUAGGAAUUGGACAAUCUCAAGAAAUGAAUACACUCUUCCGUUUUUGGUCAUUUUUCUUACGUGAAAACUUUAAUCGUAAAAUGUAUGAGGAGUUCAAAACUAUUGCGAAGGAAGAUGCUGCGGAAGGAUAUCGUUAUGGACUUGAGUGUUUAUUCCGAUACUAUAGUUAUGGUCUGGAAAAGAAAUUCAGGCCAAGUCUCUAUAAAGACUUUCAAAUGGAAACAAUUACCGAUUAUGAGAGUGGUCAAUUAUAUGGACUGGAAAAGUUCUGGGCCUUCUUAAAGUAUUACGAACAUUCGGACAAAUUGUGUGUUGAUCCAAAGCUGCAGGAGUAUCUGUCGAAUUUUAAGAGCAUCGAAGACUUUCGAGUCGUCGAGCCCCAGAUAAAUGAGACGUCCCAGGGUGGUGGUAAUUUCCGUACAGCAACGAAACAUAACAAUCAUCGUAAUCGGAGUGUAUCUGAAAGUGGCAGAGAUGCUAACGCAUCACCUAGAAGUCGAGUUAGAAGAUUGUCAGGAGGUUCCAGCACAGUUACACUGCCAUCUUCUAAUGCCGGAAAGACAGCUCCAUUGCAAAAAAAGAUGUCGGGUUCUGUUAAUUUAAGUCAAUAUAGUAAUCGUUCUGGUUCUUUUGGGUCUGGCAGAUUGGGACAUUACAACUCCAAACGUCGAAAUGAUUCAUCAUCUAGUAGUCAGCCAAAUCUCAACAAGCAACAGUCAGAAAUAAGAAAUAAUUUUAUCGGUUUUUCAAAAAAGAUUCCUCCCCAGAAGUGAUAAUGAGGCGACUGAGUGAGUAUGUGUUCUGUAAAAUUGUUAUAAAAGAUAAUAAGAUUCUGAUCAUAUACAGUAGUUUUCAUAACAAUAAUAUCGGAAAUUUUGUCGCAGCUUCCUCAAGUCAAGAUAUAUUUAUAUUUUUAUUAUAACUUGAGGACUAUUUAUGGCACAAAUAAAUAGGAAGAAGAAAGAUAAAAUCUUAAGAGUGUGCCUAGCUGUCGCUUACAAUGAAUUUAUUGCGUUUAUAUACUAAACAUAGCUUUGAAUAGGUUGUUUUAGGAUUCAAAAAUCAUAUAAAGUAAAAUGAUUUUUGAAAGUGCGACAGUAAAUUUUUUUAUUCGUAAUGUUAACAGACGUACUCGAAGAAAAAGAUAGGAAAUGAGGGAAAUUUUUAGAAUUUUAACAAUUAUUUUGCAUAAAAGAGGUGGUACAGAAACAGGUGUUAUAAAUUGAAUCAUUUCAAUUGUAAAUUUUGUUUAUUCAAUUGUGCAUUAAGACAAUACAUUAUUUUUAAUGAAAAUUUAAAAGAAAAAAAUACCAAAUCAAUUUCUAGCAGGUCUAUGGGGAGUUUUACUGGUUAAAUUUUCAUUAUUUCCAAGUCUUCCAUCUUUAACAAUUUCUACGGUGUCAUAAAUGUUUUCAUUUUAAUCUAUUUAUCCAGUGAAAUUUCGUAAAGAAAAACAAAAAGAAAUUUGAUUAUAUAAUUAUUUUAUUGCAUAUUUAAAAAUAAUUUUCAACAAAAUGAAAUGAUCAGAGGUAAGAGAAAUGAGUAGUAAUAUCAAAAUUAAUGUGAAACCUCUAUACACAUUGUCCGAUAAUACGAUUAUCAAUGAAUUAUAAUCGCUUGAUGGAAAAGUAGCGCAACUGUCAUUGCCCGGUGCACAAUAAUUAUUAUUUCUAAUUAUAUUAUAUUUACUAUUACGCAGUAGUUUAUAAUCUAAUUACUUCCUAUGAAGAGUAGAAUUAGAUUGAUAAAAUGAAAAAGAAAAAAAAUACAAAAUAUUAAAAGAAUAUUAUCAUCACUACCAUUUAUAUAAGAACUAAAUACACGGAAUAAUGAUUAAAUUUUAUUAAUUAAAAAUUAAGGAAUAAUGCUGAAUUAUUAUAAACUGCUAAUAUUAAAAAAAAAAUAUUUUAGCUUUUAUAAUAAAUAUACAUAGAGCACUUAAUCUAAACUCAAUGGUAUAAAAGUGAUAAGCAAUAAAUACAAAUCGCCUUAUGGCUGUAGUAUAUUUUUUAAGCAAAAAUAACAUCACGAAAAAUAAAAUGGGAGACGAAGAAGACGGUAGUAAUAACAAUAAAAAUGUUGAAUAACGAUAAAUAACCAUAAUAAGCUUAAUAAUGAUGAGAGUGAUGACGUUGACGAUGAUAAUAAUAUUUAUAACAAAAAUAUUAUAAUAUUAAUAAUGAUAGUAAUAGUAACAUUGAAUACGUCAAGUAAGUGUAUCAUUGAUGAUAAAAUUCGAUUUAAUUUUUGUCACUCAUCCAUUGAAUUGUUUUUUUAUUGACAGACUAGUCAUGCACUGGGCCACCUGCGGUUUCUGCUUAUUCUUUUAGCAAAUAUAUAUUCGAUAUCGUAAAAAUGCCUACAUUGGUCAUAAGAUAAUUGGUAACUAUUUGUGACUAACAGUUUUUUAAUCGUCUCCCACGGAAUUUAAAAAAUGAGAGCUCAUUAUUCUCUUCCUCGAUUAUUAUUAUUAUUCUAAAUUUGAGGAUAUUCCAUAACUGAGUAAAAAGUAAAUAUAUAUUUAGGAUAUCAAUUUGGAGCUAAAUGAGUAUUUGCUUUUGUCACCUCCCAAGCGAGUUCUCGUGAAUAUAAAAACGACAUAUAUAUUAUGAUGAUAAGUAAAUGAGUUAGAAACAAUAUUAAUAGUUGAUAAUGAUAGUAGUUAUAAUUAAUAAGUAAUAAUCAUGAUUGAAUAUAGGUAUUAAGAAUCUUAAAAAAAUAAUAAUAUGAUAAUAAGAAUGAAAAUAAUAACGAUAUUAAUAUCGAUAAUAAUAUUUACCAUACAUCAUUGAUUUUGUACAUUACAAAAUGCGUAUUAUAAAUGCGAAUGCUAAACAAAAUAGUACUAUCGAAUAAUAAUUUGUUGGCUUUUUAAAUUAAAUAAAUAUAUGCAAUUAUAGAUAGCUCAAUCACUGCGUGUCCAUUGACUCAGACUGCAAUUCUGUUUACCUAUUGAAAAUAACAGUAAUAUUCACGUUUAUUCGUUCUAAUUAAAAAGAUAAAAUUUUUAAUUAUACAUUCAUGUCAGCUCAAAAUAUACAAUCAAAUUUUUGAAAGCAGUGAUUUUUUUCAAUAUUUGUAUUAUUUUUUCGAAUUUUAAAUUCAAUAUAGUAGCGAUUAUUAUCGGUUAAAUUCUUAACUAAUUUUGUGUUCAUAUUGUAGAAAAAAAAAAAAAAACAAAACUUGAAGUGGUGAAAACAAUAUUCGGAAAAAAAAACUUAUUAGAAACGAAAAAAAAAAUAAUGGAAACAAUCGCUCCUCAACCAUCACUGGCUGUGUGUCAUUUUUCUUCAAUACUUUAUACUACAUUUAUCGUUUUUAAAAUAUUUCGAUAAUAAUCAUAACGAUGAAAUAAGCACGAAUAUUAUUCUGAAAAAUGUGAAAAAAAUACAAUAUAAAUAUUUUUUAAGUUCGAUAAAUCUUAAAGGGUAGUUUAUUAAAUUUUUAAGGAGUUCGUUUUAUUAUGGUUUACGUCUAUUGUGAUGAAGUAUGUCUAUAUAACUGACAUAAAUAUGCCUCGUAUCGUUAACAAUUAAUAACCAAGUAAUUUUAAUAAUUGAAAAAAAAAAAAAAAUUUCCAUAUCGAUUGAAGAAUUUGUGAAAGUGAUUGGAAACGAUCUCCAAAAAACAAAAAAAAAUAAUAAUAAUAAUAAUAUGCCUUACGGCAAAAAUUCUGACCUUGUAAAAAUAUAAAUAAUAGAUUAUGCGUAUACUUACUAUUGUUACUUAUACUUUAUACAUUUAUAAUUAUUUAAUUGUAAGGCUUACUAUAGAUAUAAUGGGUGGGGUUAAGUGUCGAUGACAACGACAAAUAUGUGUAAAAAAAAAAAAAAAUGAGAAUUACAUAUACAUAUAUAUACUCAUAAUAAAUGUAAUAAUACGCACGAAUUAUUGAGGGGAAGAAAAGUUAUCUCAAAUUUGAGAAUUUAAUUUCGCACAACCUGUAGAAAUGUACAAUUAUUUAAUUUUCGACAAACUUUUUUUGUUUUAUGUAUAAAAAAUUGUUUUCUUUAUUUCUUUUAUGUUGAAAGACUAAUCUAGUGCAUAUAUGAGUUUUUUUAUUUACAAUCCAAUAAUGAACUCUUCGAACUGACUUCCGAUAAUAUCGAUGAGUUGGUUUAAAUUAAAAAAUGAAUGAAAAGUCGUAACGAUUUAAAAAAACAAAUCGAAUCAAUUACAAAGUAAUUUAGAAGACAAAAUCGAGUCAACUGUAAGUCUACAAUGAAAGAUUUAUUCAACGAAAUUAUUCUUCAUUUAUAUAAAAUUGUAUUUCCGUCUUGAAAUGAAUGUGAGUAACUAAUUUUAUUGUUCGUACUAAAUAUUACAGUGCCUUUGAUAAAAAUACAUUUAGCCUAUUUUAUACGACUCGAUUUGUCUUUCUUAUGGAAUAUAUUUUAUUAAAUUCCCUUCAUAUUAAUUGUAUAAUCAUUCAUAAUCCACAUGUCUUUAAUUCUUCCUAACAAUAGCUUUUUCAAUAAAAAAAAACAAUUAAAAAUAAUAAAACUGACAAAUAGAAAAAAAAGUACUAGCAUAAUCGCAUUAUAUAAUUAUUGUUACAGUGCGUUAAUAACUAAAGACUCUCAUGUCUGCCAUGUAAAUAUUAAAGAAAAAAAAUACUAUAUAUAAUCAGAUAUAUCUUUAAAGUAGACUAUUAAGUUAAAAAUGGAUUUAAAAAAAAAAAUUGGCAUAAUUACAGUGAUUGCGGACAACGUAGAUAUUGUAUAGACAUUAAAAAGUGAAAAUGUAUCGCACGUGUGUCUGAUUUUUGAGUCGUGUAUGCAUACUUUGGAGUAUUGUAAUGUUUGUGAAUAUAUAAAAUAAAAAAACCAAAAAAACCA
Chelonus insularis is the source of this 8834-nucleotide messenger RNA. It is a transcript of the gene larp, whose product is annotated as La related protein. The transcript has 17 exons. The record is from RefSeq and is a predicted model, not a curated record. Gene Ontology annotation, cellular component: cytoplasmic stress granule; cytosol. Gene Ontology annotation, molecular function: RNA cap binding. NCBI's taxonomy places the organism in Eukaryota, Metazoa, Arthropoda, Insecta, Hymenoptera, Braconidae. The coding region runs from base 729 to 4769 and encodes 1346 amino acids. Gene Ontology annotation, biological process: positive regulation of translation; mRNA stabilization.